Molecule: messenger RNA, 393 nt
Organism: Leptosia nina
Lineage: Eukaryota; Metazoa; Arthropoda; Insecta; Lepidoptera; Pieridae
Source: the annotation of a GenBank genome assembly
AUGCAGCGCGCGGCGCGUCACGGACUGCACUGCCGAGCGCCGGGGCCGAAGCGCCCGGUGGAGGUCGCGGAGGCUCCGCCCCACGCAGGGGGACCCACUCCACGGGUUUACGUUUCAGUAUCUUCAAAUAGAACGAGCUUAAAAAAUAUUCUCUGCGCGAGCCGUUCCAACAAUACGCGGCUCCAGACCCUCGUGUGUGUUUCCUACCAAAACAUUUACCCCUCGGGCGUCGGAGGAAAAGCUACGCGCGGAGACGAGAGGGAAAAGCGCGAGAGAGGGAGACGGGUGGUGGAAACGGCCAAUGGGGAAGGGCGCCGCGCUGGGCGGGGCGCGCCAAAGCUAAAAUGUCAGGGCGGAGCGAUAGAUCCUAUUAUUGUCUGGCAAGGCAAAUAA